UUGGUUCAUCGAGCAUCUUUAUUAAUCGUUGAUUGAAUCAUUCAGAGAUGAAUCAACCAAAUGAAUACGCUGCAACGAAUGCUACCCUGAAUCGUAACAUAUUGGAAUUGAUCGGCCAAUUUUCGGAGGAGUUCAGGAACAUGAAUGGUCGAAUUAUCGAUAUAGGCUGCGGUCCUGGAAAUACCACAAGAGAUGUACUUGUCCCAUGUGUCGGCAGGGAGGCUGUUAUUGUUGGUGCUGAUAUAUCCCCAGAAAUGAUUGAGUAUGCGAAAGAGCAUUACGCAGUUGAUGAUAAACUAUCAUUCCUUGAGUUAGAUAUGCAAACGUCUGAGCUACCAAAAAACUUGAUCGAACAAUUUGAUCAUGCAGUUUCGUUCUAUGCUCUCCACUGGUGUAAGAAUACACAGAAAGCAUUACAGAACAUCUACAAACUUCUUCGACCAGGGGGUAAAGCCAUUAUUUUAACCAUUUCCCAUAACGCGAUAUAUGAUAUGUAUCUGGAACAGGAAAAAGAUCCAAGAUUUGCACCAUACAUGCAGGGCUCAGAGAAGUGGACACCUCCUCACCAGGGUUGUGCAGAUGCUGACGAGGUGAUGAAGAAAGAUCUAAUUGCAGCCAAAUUCAAAGUAGAGUACUGUGUUAACAAAUGGAAUACAUUCACCUAUCCAAGUUUGGACACUCUAGUUGAUUUGGUGAUGUCUGUUAAUCCAUGUGUAAAUAAAAUGCCAAUUGAUGUCCAGAAAGAAUGCAGGGAAGAUAUGAAGGAACGUCUCAAGACCAAGUGUGUUUCCACCAAAGGAGGUUCCACUGUAGAUUGUCGCUUUUCGGUACUCACAAUUGUAAUCCAAAAACCCGAGAAUUCAGAGGAAAUUAAUUAACAGACUUGUCUAAUUGUUGCCUAGAAAAGCAAGCUAAAUUUCGUGCAAAUUAAAUUUAUUGAAUGUAAUUAAAUUAGUUUCGAACAGAUUGUAGUCUCAAAUAAAUAUCCGAAUGUUUUCUUGUUAAAGCAUGUGCU
Molecule: messenger RNA, 1015 nt
Organism: Bactrocera neohumeralis
Lineage: Eukaryota; Metazoa; Arthropoda; Insecta; Diptera; Tephritidae
Product: juvenile hormone acid O-methyltransferase-like
Exons: 4
Coding region: 48-878 (276 amino acids)
Molecular function (GO): S-adenosylmethionine-dependent methyltransferase activity
Source: RefSeq, a predicted model, not a curated record